This is a messenger RNA of Gossypium raimondii (Peruvian cotton), 2111 nucleotides long. RefSeq names its product diacylglycerol kinase 5. Gene Ontology annotation, molecular function: ATP-dependent diacylglycerol kinase activity. The coding region runs from base 374 to 1843 and encodes 489 amino acids. NCBI's taxonomy places the organism in Eukaryota, Viridiplantae, Streptophyta, Magnoliopsida, Malvales, Malvaceae. The record is from RefSeq and is a predicted model, not a curated record. The transcript has 14 exons.
CCUCACUGUCCCAAACUAAAUCAACCAAUCAUCUUUCCCGAUUUCCUCCCUUUAAUGACGCGUUACUCUCCCGUUCUCUUCCUUUUCAGUAAAUACUGGACCUGGCCGCAUCGAAUCACAAGGCGUUGGUUAACCACUUGAAUGGUCGUACCCCGGGGUCGUCCCAUUUUGUCAGUUGGCCAAACACAUUUGAAAUGGUAAAACGUCUAAAACGACGACAAUUUAAGACAAAAAACGACGACGGCAGCCACUGGAACGAUAGGGAAAACCGAAGCUUCUCCCUUCUUUGUUUCUUUGAUUGAUUCCUACGGGUUAUCUUCCUUAUCUUCCUCUGCAGUACGUUACUGUUUCUUUCUUCAUCAAUUGGGACACGAUGAUGGGCGAUAGUAUGUUGAACCAUAUAUUGAGUGAAUACUACAUCCCAAAUUAUAUACUUGUUCCUGAAUCAGAAGCAAAGAAACCACCGUGUGUACCUUCUUGUCCAGUCUUAGUCUUUAUCAACUCCAAAAGUGGUGGACAGCUUGGAGGGAAUCUUCUUUCUACAUAUCGUUCUGUUCUUAACCCCAACCAGGUUUUUGAUUUGGGAGAGAGGAAACCUGAUAAGGUGCUACACCAAAUUUAUGCCACUUUGGGAUCACUUAAGCAGCGUGGAGAUGAUUUUGCUUCAGCUAUUGAGAAUAGCUUGAGAAUAAUCGUUGCAGGUGGCGAUGGCACAGCUGGCUGGCUUCUUGGUGUAAUAUCCGAUCUUAAACUGCCUCAUCCACCUCCAGUUGCUACAGUGCCUCUGGGAACUGGAAACAACCUGCCUUUUUCUUUUGGUUGGGGAAAGAAAAAUCCCGGCACAGACAGACAGUCCGUAUUCUCAUUCUUGGAACAAGUGAAGAAUGCAACCGAAAUGAAAAUAGAUAGCUGGCAUAUUAUCAUGCGAAUGAGGGCCCCGAAGGAAGGUUCUUGUGAUCCCAUUGGGCCUCUUGAAUUACCCCAUUCUUUGCAUGCAUUUCAUCGCAUCUCUCAAACAGACAAACUGGGUAUGGAUGGUUAUCACACAUUUCGUGGAGGAUUUUGGAACUACUUCAGCAUGGGGAUGGAUGCUCAAGUAUCAUAUGCAUUUCACUCUGAGAGGAAAUUGCACCCAGAAAAAUUCAGAAAUCAGUUAAUUAAUCAGGGUACUUACAUAAAGCUUGGAUGUACUCAAGGAUGGAUGUUUGGUUCUCUUUUUCGUCCAUCUCCAACGAACAUAGCUCAAAUAGCAAAGGUUAAGGUUAUGAGGAAACAAGGCCAAUGGGAAGACCUCAAAAUACCUAGAAGCAUUGGAUCUAUCGUCUGCCUCAACUUGCCUAGUUUCUCCGGUGGAUUCAAUCCUUGGGGAACACCGUAUAGGAAGAAAUUUCUUGAUAGAGGCUUGACUCCUCCUUUUGUAGAUGAUGGCCUAAUUGAGAUAGUCGGAUUUAGAAAUGUCCUGCAUGGUCUUGUUUUGCUUGCUCCAAAUGGACAUGGGACUCGUUUAGCACAGGCCAAUGCAGUCCGAUUUGAGUUUAAAAAGGGUGCAGCCAAUCACACAUUUAUGAGGAUAGACGGAGAACCAUGGAAACAACCUCUCCCAGCAGACGAUGAGACAGUUGUUGUGGAAAUAUCACACUUUGGUCAAGUAAGCAUGCUUGCUACCCCAUUAUGCCGCUCCCGAAGCAUGCACGAUCCCUCUUCGCCGACUGCUUGCUACAACGAGGAUAACAAUAGUAGCGACGAAGGAGACUCUCCUGAUGAUUUGGAAGAAAAACGGAAGUUCGGCGCAGCUGACAGUUUUAAAUUCCCAGAUGAAUUUGAUAUAUCUUACCUCAGUUAAGCUCCUUCCUAUAUCAAAUUCUGCCUUGUUUUUUACCUUGUUUGAUAUUAGCCAUUCUAUCCUCGAGUUGCAUCUCAAUGCUGCAAUCAUAGAUCUCUUGCCCUUAGAAUAGAUCAUCAAAGUGAUUGAUGUUUUGUUAAGGUAAUUAAAUUGCCAUAAAUUUCAAUUUUCAACUACUAAAAAGCUUGAUAGUUUUUUUGUUAAUAGUGGAGUGACUUUUAACCAAUUCUAAUGUAAAUGAAAAAACCUACUUAAGUUUGAAACUUUA